AUGGAGAUCGAUACACUUGGUGAUCGUCGGCGUACACCUUUGCAUGUAGCUUGUGAGAAAGGACAUAUUAAAUUAGUCAGAUUUCUUCUCGAAAAUGGUGCAUCAACCACAAUACGAGAUGCUCGAUGCUACAAUUGUUUGGAAAUUGCCAUUACUGGACAACACGAAGACAUCGUUAAGAUACUUUUCGACCAUCCGGCAUGGCGAGAAAUGAUGCGAAAUGCUCAACCUAUUGAGCAAUCUGAAGGCUUUGAUACACCUAUGCGAAAACUUAUUCGAUAUUUGCCUAAUGUAGCUGUUUGGGUCAUAGACAAUAAAUUUACUACUACAAUCGGCGGGCCUGGACAAAAAAUACACAAAACUAAUUAUGAUUACGAAUUUUAUGAAGAUAUGCAGAAAGUUCAUAAAUGGUAUCUUAAGGUACCGUUGAUAAUUACAACGCUACGUUAA
Rotaria sp. Silwood1 is the source of this 450-nucleotide messenger RNA. The record is from the annotation of a GenBank genome assembly. NCBI's taxonomy places the organism in Eukaryota, Metazoa, Rotifera, Eurotatoria, Philodinida, Philodinidae.